GGGACAAUCGUAUAUCGUUACGAUAUAGAUGUAUCGUAAUAAAUAAACGUUUUUUUCAUAAUCCAUUUACGUAACAGAUCUUUUCCACGUUUUUGCUGGUCCGUCAUGAAAUAUAACAGCUUUUCCUGGUACCGUGGCCUAUUUUACGAUGAACUAGAUUGACUUAAAUUCGGAAAAAUUGCCGAAUCGGACAGAGGAUUGUGGUUCGAGGGGAGGAUCGUAUUUAACGAGUUUCACCCAGUAUUUUUAAUGAACGUUCUUACGAACACUUGUGAAAUCUCACCCCGAGUUUUGACCCAACUUUCCUGACUUUGGUCAAAUGGCGAUUACUAGAUAAAACGAACAGUUUUCGCGUCAUUCACCACGAUGUCGGGACAGAGCGGAGGGCAUCGUAUACAAUUGUCCAAGCUCAACGAUCAGCUGACCUGCAAGUUGUGCGGUGGAUAUUUCAUCGAUGCCACCACCAUUAUCGAAUGUCUACAUUCGUUUUGUAGGAGCUGUAUCGUCAGAUAUUUGGAGAACAAUAAGUAUUGUCCGAUAUGCGAGGUACAGGUGCACAAAAGUAAACCUCUGCUCAACAUUCGUCCGGACCAUACUUUACAGGACAUCGUGUACAAAUUGGUACCUGGAUGUUACCAAAAUGAAAUGAGAUGCAGGAGGGAGUUCUAUUCGAAGCAUCCCGAGGCGUGCGCCGAAGCAAUGUCGCCAGAGGCGAGAGGAGAACCGACCGAGUCUCAUAUAUAUUCUCCGGACGAAUCUCUUAGUUUAUCGCUAGAAUAUUUUAGUCCAUCCAUGGAUGCGAAAGAAGUAGCUGUGAAACCUUUGUUGAGGCGAUACCUCCGUUGUCCUGCCGCAGUAACGAUAUUUCAUUUGCAAAAACUUAUACGAGCCAAGUACGGAUUGACCGAUGGACACAGAGUGGACAUAUUGUACAAGGAAGAACCACUCUGUAGCAGUUAUACAUUGAUGGACGUGAUGUACAUCUACCAUUGGAGGCGAAAAGUGCCAUUGCAUUUAAGUUACAGAAUAUUCGAAUCUUCUCCAAAACGAAUAAAACUUUCGGAAGACAAUGUCAAUUUUACAACGUCUUUACUCAAAGCCGGGAUCGAUCCUGUCGAAUCUAAAGAGGAUAAAUCGACGAGGAGAGAGUGGAAGGAGGUUCAAUUGAAGAUCUCUGAAACCGGUAUAAUGAGUAUUACGGACAUAACGGACCAACGAUUUAAGAAAAGGAUCGAGGAACCUAUUACAAGCAUUGAAACGAUAAGUACUUCAGCGAUCGAAGAUAAGACCAGUAAAAAGAACACGUCCGACGUUGGUAGAGAGAAUGAACGGCCCUCGGACAAACAGAGCAUCAGAGAUUGCAACGCUUCUUCGAAGUUCAACGAGCAGAGAAACUCGAAUGAAACAGACGUAAGAACUUCGUCGGAAGAGAUAGAGAAUUUGAUCAAUUCUAAGCACGAGGGCGAGUCGAAGGUCCGACCGAACAACAAUAACAUCGAGGAUAAAGCGAUUUUACAAAAGAUCGGUCAGUCUGAAGGACCGAUGGACCGUGGGAAUGAAAAUGAGAUUCAUAAUAAUAACAUUGAGAGGAAAGAUCAAAGAGAGCCGUCAAAAAAUAACAAUAUCAUCGCGGAAAGCAAAUUGGACAGUUGUAAGCACAAUGCCAGGAACGAGGUCAAGUCGGCGGGCACAGGGUCAAAAAUUAAUGCACUAAGCGUGAAGUUACAGUUCCAACCUAAAACUGGGCAACAAUUGAACAGUAAUACUAGCAGCUGGAAGAAAACUGUGAAGGACAGGAAGGCGUUACCGCAAUCUUCGAAAAAAUCAGACGUAAAAAUUGGUGAUGGUUCGAGAACGACGGAGAUGAAACAUUCUGCCGAGAUUGGUUCGAAACCUUUGACGAAUAAUUGCGGGAUCACGUCGGACAAGUCUCCGAGGCAGAGAUCUGAUUGUGAAAAUAUGACAGAGCCUGUUCUGUCGACGCACCCGAGUACUUCUGCCAAUUCUGAAUCGAGAAAAACGGAAACUACCGUGAAAGCGACUCAUGAGGACGGACGUUCGACCGAAACAGAAAAGAGUGCCGAGAAAAAAUCAUCGUCGGACGAAACUUGGACAGAAUCAUCGCAGAGAACGAAUGGACAAGUAAAUACAAUUCCUCAAAAAUCACCGUACACGCAAGUCGAACCGUUGACUAAUAAUAAUCUCGCGUCUCUCAAUCUCUCGUCAUCCUUAUCCGUGUCCGUUGGUAAUGGAAUCAAUUCUGCUUCUACGUCCAUGUUCCCGCCCACCGUUCAUCACAUGGUAAACAGUAUAACCAACGCAUUGUUAAAGAAUUCGCUGAAAGGUCGAAAGGUCGCCCGUAUGACGACGUCGCCGUGUCAGAAGUUGCCCGAGAAUCCGAUACCGACGUCCUCGAUAACGGAGACUCCUCUAGCAUUUACCGUACCCUCUGUCAACGUUUCUUCUUCUAUGAAAAAUAGUUAUCCAAGUUUAAGUACAAGUUCCUCAAAGGAAUCAGCUUUGAAGCCUUCGAGCUUGGAAAUGACUGGCACGUAUUCGGUACCUCCUUGUCCCGACGCUAUUCCGAUCUCCUUGAUGAAAUCGACCAUCCGUAAGAACGAGCUGAUCAUGAAAGGUUCGAAUUUGAAUGAGAUCUGCGCAAAAAUCGGUGCCUCCGGUUCGAAGAUCAACGAUAUUUGUGCCAAGAUCGGGGAGAGUUCUAAGGAAAAAAGUAAAACGGAAGCGAGAAUUCCAGAUUUGUUAAAAAUCGGCAGGAAGAAUGGAUCUUCGCCGAUGGCUACCGAGCCUAUCAAUAAACAACAUCAGCCCCAGCCUCAACCACAGCCACAACAACAACAACAACCACCACAGCAGCAACCGCAGCCGCAGCCACCACCACCACCACAGCCACAGCCACAGCCACAGCCACAACCACAGCUACAGCACGCGAAUGUUCCAAACGUGUCCGUUUACGCGGCUAACAGUAGCGCAGCAGUCACGGCAGAGAGCAAGAAUACUUAUUCGAGCGUGAAGGACAGUCGUAGAGCUACCUCGGUAACGACGUCGCACUCUUUGCAGAAAGUUUCCGCUUUUUCUAAGAAACACGGUCAACCGAUCGGCUACAAGACUCUGCGCGACCCCCCAAAAUGCUGGAAUCCUAUACUCAGUAAAAGCAAUUACAUAACUGUUAAAAAUCAGAAUAGAGCGGCGCAAAAUCAGUUGCAUCAAUCUGCGCUCUUCGACGGGAAAACGAUCCAGUCUAAACCCGCGAAGAUCUUCAAGAUGAGGAACAUGCCGAGAUACUUGGGCAACCCAGCCUCCGGCGUGAAACCGAUGUACGGGAUCGGGAACGAGUCGAAAGAGAAGGAACAGUUGACCAUGGCAUCGACGGCGACAACGAAUACGUCUACCAGUUCGAAGAACGGGAGCACGAGCAUGAUGAAGAUAGAUCCUAAAACCUUGUCUCCGAUCGUGUCUACCGUGAACUCGCCCAUCGUCUCGCCACCCCCGUACUCUCCCAGUGCGAGGAACUAUUCGAGCUCUUCGUUCUCGAGGGACAUUUGUAGAAGCACCGGUUCACCGAUAUCUCCGAAAAACUCUCCAGUGAACAUGCUCUCGACGAGUCCCUUCAUACCGUCGCCGACACCAAAUAUCAAUCCUAGAUUAAUUUACACUCAUUUCCCUCCGCCGUUCCCGGACGCCAGGUUUCCGAAUCCGCUGAUACGUCCGCCGAUAGGAAUCUCGUCCCCCAGUGCCUUCCACAGUAGUUUACCUCCCUCGAUUAACAACAUAUAUCAACGAUCUAGUUAUAUCCCGCAAACUACCGGCUUCUCCUCGGUCUCGCAACAACCCCCGACAGUUCAGAGAAUACCACCAAGUACAUACUCCUCGCCUAAGUCAUCUAAAACUACCUCUCUAACGGCUAUCUCUCCCGCAUCUUAUAGCAUGGUCAAAUCCGAAACGCAAACGGUCGCGACGACGUCUCUCGAGACCAAUAAGGUACAUCUUCCGGAGAAAGCGUCCCAGGAAGAUGUAAGUGCAUUUAAUUUAUCUAAGACUGGAACUUUUUCUAACGCCGAUAUCCCGAAAUCGGAGACGGUCAGAAAUUCGAGAUCGACGCCUCUGUCGCCCACCACGAGUGGACAGGGUAAGAAUCCGGUGACUGCUAGUCCGAAAAAGUCAGAAACUCCUCCCGCGGUAACGGAUCAGGAUCGGGGCAAAGAGCGUACCGAGAAAGAGGCCAACUGUAAAGAACAGAAUUCUUCGGAGGGACAGAACACGGAGAAGAGUCGAAAGGACGGAAAAAGUGACGAUGUAAUUAAAACGGAGAAGUCCGAUGCCCGAGUCAACGGAGAUCUCACCGACGAAAGCAAAGAAGAAACGACGUCGUCGGCGCCGUCGCCGUCGACGACGACAACAACGACGACGACCACCACCACCACCACUACCACUACUACCACGACCACCACCAUGACCACGACUACGACCACGACGACGAAAGAUAAGGUCGCGGAGGAGCGGAGCGAACAGAAUGAAACGAAAGUGACAGAGGGAAAAGUUCCAGUAGAGGAGAAAGAGGCACCCAAAAGUGUAAAUGAGCAGACUAAGGGACAGCAAAACAAUUCUGAAACUAAGAUCGACCAGGUGGAAACAUAAUUUUUGCAUAAACUCAUUCUAACUCGUACGAUUCCGCGUAUAAUACGAAACGUACGUGCUCUACUUCAUUUCGCGCGAUAAAUCCCCGUCGCACGUUGCAAUUCUUCCCACGCAUAUUUCACGAUAUUCCAAUUUUUCCAUAAUGAAAGAAAUGCACGUUGUUAUUUGAAUUAUUACAAUUAUUUAAGUAGCAACGCAUUGAACAUAUUAUUGAGACGUGCAUGUAUAAUAUGUUCAAUGCAUCGUCGAUAUGAAAUCUUUUUUAAUUUUACGAUAAAGAAUCGUGGCGAUUAGAACCGCGCGGCAUUGCUCGAUUUGAAUAAGAAGCUCGCUAUUACUCGACGUUACAUCCGGUCUAAGGACCGUGCAAGACAUGGCAAGAAUUACUAUAUAAAUAAAAUAUUGGGAUAACUGUUGCUUAUGGAUCAUCUGACGAAUGUUAUCAGACAUUUUCACACCGAUUUGUUAGUUCGCAGUAUUUAUCGUAUCUACGAGCAAAUUCUAUUAUCCGUUUCUUAAUGUAUCUUACAAUUUAGUCAACUAGAUGUCUAACCAAAGCCUCGAGAAUUAGUAUCUAACGUUCCACAUAGAUUUAGUUGCGACACAGUCUUCUUCGAUUGGCUCAUUUUCCCGUACGCCCUUUUUUUCUUAAUAAAAGAAAAAGAAGAAAAAAGAACGAAACAACUAUAGAAAAAUCCGAGGCCUUAUCACAGUAAUCUUGUAAUAUAAAGUAAUAUUAGGGUAUCGAGAGCGAGGUGAUCGUCGUUGUUAAAUGAGGAAAAAAAAGUAUUACAUUAUAAGUGAUUUCUCUCUUUCCAGCUUGAUCAGUUAACGAUUCUAUAUACGUAUGUAAGUAUGUGUGUAUGUAUGCGCAUCGAUGGGUUUCAUCGCACCGAAUUAUUAAAGAUAACACGCAUGGAUUCUGUACAAGAAUCCGCUCUUAUAAUUUUGAAUAAGCGCUGGAAAGAAAGGAAGAGUUUAUUGUAUAGAAAUGAAAAUUUUUAAUAUCGGACGACCUUUUUUUCUUUUCAGAUAAAUUUACUUGUAAAUAGUGUAAAAUGUUUCAAAGAAAUCUAUAUAUAUAUUAUAUAUAUAUCACGUACUAGGUAUAUUAAAAAAGAAUUAUCGAUUAUUAAUAUAAUUUAACACUCAUAUUGUUAGGAGUUAAGGAUGUAACGAUAGUAUUUUUUUGUCUAAUACGAGGAAGCAAUUUUUAGGGAAACCGCCUGAUCGUAGAGCAAAAAACGACGUAUUUUUAAUAAGUUAUUAGUUGUGUGCGCGCGCGACUCUUUUGUAUACAAGGUGUACCUGAAUGAGCGAGCGAAUGGGAAGCUGAGAAUAUGUAUGUACAAGCUUCGUGCGAUGCAAAGUUCAACGCCAUUUGGAAUCCACUGAAUGGGCCGAGAACAAAGUUUUUUUUGAGAUGGUUUAUUUAUGAAAGAAACGUUGAUCGUAGUUUUCUUUUUCCUCUUUUAAUUCGUGUACGUGUUCUGUACGCAUGCCUCGGUGUGUACGCGCGCGCGUUAACAAUACGGUAAUAAUAACUACGUCAAGUAGCUGAUGUUCUUUUAAUUAUAAAAAUAUAGUUGAUUAUAUACUUUA
This is a messenger RNA of Ceratina calcarata, 6258 nucleotides long. RefSeq names its product polycomb group protein Psc. Gene Ontology annotation, biological process: negative regulation of transcription by RNA polymerase II. The transcript is spliced from 6 exons. Gene Ontology annotation, cellular component: PRC1 complex. Gene Ontology annotation, molecular function: promoter-specific chromatin binding. Bases 367 to 4656 code for a protein of 1429 amino acids. The record is from RefSeq and is a predicted model, not a curated record. Lineage: Eukaryota; Metazoa; Arthropoda; Insecta; Hymenoptera; Apidae.